AUCACAAAAUGAUCGGUGCGGCAAGCUUCUAUGGGCUAGUAAGGCCGCUAGAGGCACUGUUCGUAGCUCCUUUCAACAUCGCGUCAUCAUGAUAUUCUUGCUCAAGCCUCAAGGUCAGUAUCAAUUUGAAUGUUUCAAGAGCGUUGUUUGUCUGAUUCUUGUCACCCCCGCCAACCAACGACAUCAUACAUCAUGCACGUUCCAGGAACGCAUACGCACACCAUCUAUUGUUCAUAGGGUCAGUUGUCAGUUCUUCUCAAAAUGAAACAUCAUUUUCGCCAUGGUUUCAACAGGCAUCCCGCUGGAUAGGGCAGCUAUUAUUUCAACAGCACUGGAAGGCAUCUUAUACGGUUUUUCAGUUCUCCUGUUUGUGUGCACCAUGUUGACAUCGGCCUACAAACGUGACGCCAAUCGCCCGAUCGCUUUAGUGGCAAUCUUGUUAUUGACAUUAAGUACUGCGCACAUGGUCACAGAUAUCAUCCGUCUAGAAGAUGGAUUUGUCAAGUACCGUGAUACCUUUCCUGGUGGACCAGCGGCGUUCUUCCAAGAUAUUAGCCAACCAACAUUUUUGACCAAAAAUAUAUUAUACGCCUUCCAAACUAUGCUAGGCGAUGGGGUAUUGAUUUAUCGCUGUUACGUCGUUUGGCAAUCCAUUUGGGUUAUCGUCCUACCAAGCCUGCUGUGGUUCAGCGCCUCAGCGGCUAGUUUUAUUGCCCCCUACUACGCUUCGAAGUCGACUGGUGGAGACAUCUACAGCAAUCUGGCUGGACGAUGGGUUGUGGCGUUGUUUGUAUUGACACUUUUAACAAAUUUGAUAACUUCAGGAUUACUUGCGUAUCGUAUCUGGACGAUCGAACGCAGAGUCUCUGCAAUGGGCACUAUAAACAGCACUUUGAUGCCUAUCGUGCGCAUACUUGUGGAUGCCGCUAUCAUGUAUUCUACGGUGCUAUCUGUCAUGUUGGUUUGUUUCCUCUGCUCGAACAACGCUCAGUUUAUUAUCCAAGACACGGUAAUGCCGAUUAUUCCGAUUACCUUCUACAUGGUGUUUAUUCGCAUCACACUGAGGAACACUACUCUCCAUCACCUUUGGAUAGUCUGGUGCGGAAAGUGGCGGAAUGGAAAGAAACUUGCAGCGAUAUCCUACGCAACCUUUACAAUACCCUAAAUCUCAAUGGCCGCAUACUGACAAUUCUCGCACGGAGUAGGGAAUGAGGCCCUUAGGGCCGAAUAUUGACAUGCAAGGCAGGGUCUACGGAAGGAGCAUUUUGCAACGUCUAAAUAGAAGGGUAGCUCUAUUUCUUGACCAGGUUCCUGUUCAAGGAGGCAGGUCAUGACCAGUAUGUCAGGUGGAGCCCGUGGCAUGUCUGUCGUCGCGCAGGGUAGGCGAAUGCUACAUUGAUUUUUUUUUGUAUUCUUGUUUAUUGUCCGUUGGAGCAGAGCCCUAUAGUAUAAAG
Molecule: messenger RNA, 1454 nt
Organism: Suillus subalutaceus
Lineage: Eukaryota; Fungi; Basidiomycota; Agaricomycetes; Boletales; Suillaceae
Exons: 8
Coding region: 281-1165 (294 amino acids)
Source: RefSeq, a predicted model, not a curated record